AUACGAAUACGUUUCUCCAAAAACAUAACACCAACGUGGGUGGAUGUAACCGAGAGAGUUUCCAAUUGUAGUUUCUUUUCUUGAGAGGAAAAAGAGUGUGUCUUGUGAUAUCAUAGCAUAGUAUUCAACCAUUUUCUCUUACUCUUAUUCAUUCUCAUUAACCCAAAUUUCAUUCCUUUCAUGUUUUUUUCUUUCAAUAGUUCCCUUUAAGUCAGAAAUUGCAUUCAUUGAAUUCAGUUUAUCAUUAUCUUCUCUCUCUAACAAUCUCUUGAGAGAGAGAUUAGGAAUUGCAUGAUUGAUCCCUCACCCACUUUAUUUGACUUUAGAAUCAAUUAAGUUUUUAUUCCAUAAUUUUUCCCCUUUCUUUCCUUUCAAUUUCUCUUUUUUAUUUUUUUUCAAAUUUUUCUCCUCUACUCAAUUUAAGACUUGUUCUUGAUUAUUAGGAACAAAUAAAUAUUUUGAGAUUUACUUCUACAUAUUCUUUCUUUUGUCGUUUUUGGGCCAUUUCCAUCAUUGAUUUGCAACCCAAAUAAAUUAUUGAACUAUGACUCUAUCUCAUUGAGUUUGUGUACAAUUUUUAUUUAACAUUUUGUUUUUGUGUGGCCUAGAUUUUUAGUGAUUCUUUUUUAUUUUUGUGGGGUGUUUUUUAUUCUACAAAUCCAAAUCCUCAAAGCUGGUUUUUUAAUUGUGUGAUUCACUUUGUAUUCACUUUGUGUAUUGAAUUGAUCAAUUCAAAUUUGUGUUUGUGUGAUUAUGGGUUGUGUGAGUUCCAAACAAAAAGAAUGUAUGCAUUGCAAUGGCAACAACUCUUAUUGUCCUGUUUCUAGAAGCUACACAAUGCAUGUACAUCAUCCACCUCAAACAAAAGGUGAUAGUUACCAUGUUGUUGCAUUAACAUCAACUACACUAGGUUCUUUGGAAAUUGUAUCUCAUAAUAAUCAUGCCAAUGACUUCAUGUUUUCAAAUGUUAAGGUUAGUGAGAAAAAAGAUAUUGAGGAAAACACUUGGUCUAAUAUGAUUGAUGAGAAGUUACCAAAAGCUAUUGUCAAAGAGAGUUCAAUCACAACACCACCUUGUGAGCUUGAGAAUGAUACUAUCAUCAAUACAUGGGAGUUAAUGGAAGGACUUGAAGAUGUAAGCCCUUUUCAAUCACCAAAUAAUUUCAAAAGCUUUUCUUUUGAUGCCAAUGUUAAUGAGCAUGUUGAUCCAACAUUAAAGACUAGUUUUUUCAUGGUGAGUGAUGAUGGCAUUGAUUCACACAAGCCCAGGUUGGAUUUGAUGUUUGAGGAGGGUAAAGUUUCAGACUUUGAUGAUUCUAAAGUGGUUUCUUCAUUCAAGAUCAAGAAGUCAUUGGAAGAUAAGCAAGAGGGGAAUGAUAGAAAAAGAUUCUCCUUUGAGGAAAAGAAAAUUAGUGAUGUUGUGGAUUUUAAGAUUGACCCAUAUGGGAAAAAGGAAAAAGUUGUGUUGUAUUUCACUAGCCUACGUGGUGUGAGAAAAACUUAUGAGGAUUGUUGCAAUGUUAGGAUGAUUUUGAAAGGAUUAGGAAUUAUGGUUGAUGAGAGGGAUGUGUCAAUGCAUUUGAGGUUCAAGGAAGAGUUGAAAGAGUUACUUGGGGAAGGGUAUGGUAAAGGAGGAUUGCCAAAGGUUUUUGUUGGAAAAAAAUUCAUUGGUGGAGUUGAGGAAAUUAUGAAACUUCAUGAAGAUGGUAAGCUUGAGAAAUUGCUUGAUUGGUGUGAGAGGAUUGAUGAUAUUGAAGGUGGUGAUGGUGAAUGUGAUGUUUGUGGUGAUAUAAAGUUUGUGCCUUGUGAAACAUGUUAUGGAAGUUGUAAAAUCUAUUAUGAUGAUGAUGAUGAUGAGGUUGGUGAGUGUGGAUUUCAAAGGUGUCCUAAUUGCAAUGAAAAUGGGCUAAUAAGGUGCCCUAUGUGUUGUUUCUAGAUCACUCUUUCAUGGUGACAUUUAACAUAGAUACUUACAACCAAUGUUUUUUUAUGUUGUGACAUUUAAUUAGAUCAAACCAAUGUUUGAGUUGUGUCUUCUAUGUAUUUUGCUUACAAUUAGUUAUUGUUGUAUAGUUAAGUUUUGGUGUGGUUGAUCAUAUGAAAGAAGAGGAGGGCUAUAGAAGGAUGAACAAUUGUGUCUAAUAUGUUCCUUUGCAUAAUGAGUACACAUAGUGUACACUUUUUUUAUUUC
Messenger RNA from Cicer arietinum (chickpea), 2190 nucleotides. RefSeq lists its product as uncharacterized. The record is from RefSeq and is a predicted model, not a curated record. NCBI's taxonomy places the organism in Eukaryota, Viridiplantae, Streptophyta, Magnoliopsida, Fabales, Fabaceae.